This is a messenger RNA of Trichoplusia ni (cabbage looper), 1403 nucleotides long. RefSeq names its product hepatic leukemia factor (gene Pdp1). Gene Ontology annotation, cellular component: nucleus. The transcript is spliced from 8 exons. Bases 130 to 939 code for a protein of 269 amino acids. Gene Ontology annotation, molecular function: DNA-binding transcription factor activity, RNA polymerase II-specific; RNA polymerase II cis-regulatory region sequence-specific DNA binding. Gene Ontology annotation, biological process: regulation of transcription by RNA polymerase II. NCBI's taxonomy places the organism in Eukaryota, Metazoa, Arthropoda, Insecta, Lepidoptera, Noctuidae. The record is from RefSeq and is a predicted model, not a curated record.
UUAAUUAUUUAUUCGCCGCGCGAGCCGCGGGCCGGAGGUCGGUCGUGACUCGUGGACGAGUGUGCGGGGCCGGUCUCCCCGUGCAGUGUUGUUGUAUCGACUCUGUAACCGGUGUUCUAAGUGACUAUUAUGAGCGACAGGGAUAGAUCGUCGCCUUCCCUCACGGACACCCCGCUGAAGACGUACAUCGGUCGGCACGACGACGACUACCCCCUUAUAAACGGAAACGAUUUCCUGAGCCACGGGGCUAGUUUCAACAAAAAAUACGGCAAGUCGGUGAACAGUAAGGACCCGCUCGAGGACAAGAAAGAUGACAGCGACCUGUGGGAGGCGCAGGCCGCCUUCCUCGGCCCCACGCUGUGGGACAAGACGCUGCCCUACGACCCAGAUCUCAAGGUACAAGAAUACGCGGACCUAGACGAGUUCCUGUCGGAGAAUGGCAUGUCCGGAGAGGGCCUGGGCGGCGCGCACCUCGGCGGCUCCGCCUUCGGGCCCGCGCUGGGCCUGCAGGCGCCCGUCACCAAGCGCGAGCGCUCGCCCUCGCCCUCCGACUGCAUGAGCCCCGACACCAUCAACCCGCCGCUCUCACCCGCCGACUCCACGUUCUCGAUGGCAUCAUCGGGACGUGACUUCGAUCCCCGGACGCGCGCCUUCUCCGACGAGGAGCUGAAGCCGCAGCCGAUGAUCAAGAAGUCCCGGAAACAGGUAAAUGAUUUCGUGCCCGAUGACCUGAAAGAUGACAAGUACUGGGCGCGCCGGCGGAAGAACAACAUGGCGGCGAAGCGAUCCCGCGACGCGCGCCGCAUGAAGGAGAACCAGAUCGCGAUGCGGGCGGGCUACCUGGAGAAAGAGAACAUGGGCCUGAGACAAGAAGUAGAGCUGCUUAAGAAGGAGAACCACAUCCUGCGGGAGAAGCUCUCGAAGUACGCGGAUGUAUAGGCGGCCCGCGCCCCAUCGCCCGCAUAGCACAAACACGCCACACGACAUGUCGCGGGCCCCGGCGCCUCCGGCAGGGACCGCCGCCGCCGCCCCGCCGCCGCCGCCGCCCCGCCGCCGCGCCGCGCCCGCCUGCUCUUCGCUCCACGGACGUUUACCUCCCAGCGGCUGCGGGCUCAUCGAAUGCUGUGGGAUCGCCGCGACUACUUCUACCACCAGCUGUCGUCCAUGUUGACACGUUAAGAACGAUUGUGUAGCUAUUCGAUGAUCUCGUCAGUCAACUUCUGUAACUAGUUCGACUAGUAGGUUUAAUUGAUACUGCAGUUACCGUAAGUUUAUCUACUUAGUUUAAUAGGAGAAUCUUAACCAAAGUUCCGUUCGAGCUCUGAUCUAUCGUCGUCUCUAAUUCCUUCUCUCGGACUCGGUCCGACACUCAACAGGGUUAGUCAACGACGUUCGGACCAAAA